GCAGUGCCCUCCUCUGUGCUCCUACUUAUUGGGCAAUUGCUGCUCUCGCUAUCACAAUGGCAUGAGGAUAUAGGCAAUACAGGAGGCUGUAUAAAGCCAUGACUCGCUGAGGGACACUCGGUGCCCAAUUCCUUCUUUGCUUGUACUUUUGUUUGCUGCGUGAUAACAAUGAAGUCUGUGUUUUACACUCGCUUCUUUAUCCUCCUUCCUUGGGUGCUGAUUGUGGUGAUUAUAAUAGACAGUGACACGAGGAGAUCCCCGGGCUCAGGCCCCGCCGCCCGCUAUUACCCCUUAUGGAACCGGAGGGUCGGACGUGCAGCUCUCACGAGACCCCGACCCAGUGACCCGAGCACUGAGCACAACUCUGCCCCUCACAACAGGGGGAAGAACGAGACUGUGCUGCCCGUGAUCUUUGCCAUCACCCCCACCUACAGCCGCCCGGUACAGAAAGCGGAGCUCACCCGCCUGGCCAAUACCUUCCGUCAGGUGCCGCGAUUGCAUUGGAUACUGGUGGAGGACUCUGUGCACCCGACGGAGCUAGUGAGCCGCUUCUUGGCUGGGGCAGGAGUGAAAAGCAGUCACCUGUAUGUGCCGACCCCGCGCAGGUACAAGCGCACCGGGCUGCCCCGAGCCACCGAGCAGAGGAACGCGGGACUGGACUGGCUGCGCCUCCAAUAUCAGCAGCGCCCGGGGAUCCACUCAGCUCAGCCGCACGACCUCUCCGGGGUGGUCUUCUUCGCUGAUGAUGAUAACACCUAUAGUCUGGAGCUUUUCCACGAGAUGCGAACAACUCAGAAGGUCUCUGUGUGGCCUGUGGGACUAGUAGGUGGGCGCCGAUAUGAACGUCCUGUUGUUGAGAAUGGAAAAGUCGUCAGCUGGUACACUGGAUGGAGGGCAGACAGGCCGUUUGCUAUUGAUAUGGCAGGAUUUGCUGUAAGUCUUCAAGUGAUACUUUCCAGUCCAAAAGCGGUGUUCAAACGGCGCGGCUCUCAACCAGGAAUGCAAGAAUCAGAUUUUUUGAAACAGAUUACAAAAGUGGAUGAACUUGAGCCAAAGGCCAACAACUGCACAAAGGUCCUUGUGUGGCACACCAGAACAGAGAAGGUAAAUUUGGCCAAUGAACCCAAACAUCCUCAGGAUACAAUUAAAAUUGAGGUAUGAUCAAAUCCAAUUCGUAUUAGGAUGCCCUGAACUUUUUCAAUGGACAGAAAACCAGUGAUUGUGAAGAUUCUUUACCCUGUGAUCAUUCGCUGAACUUUAAUUAAAGCUUCAUAUGAAUGGAACAACCCCAUGUGGAAGUUUUAAGACUUCACUGAAAUUUCAUGGUCCUUGGGACUUUGAAUGCAUGUGCCACAUCUAUCGUUUUUCCGCUGCAAAGUUUCCUUGAGGAAAACCGCAUCAUUUUCUUGAUGUUUCUGUCUAUUUACAUCAAGGCUCUACCUACUGAGAGUAAAGGUUCCAUAAGCUAAUAUUGCAGAACAAUACACUCGCAAAAGUACAGCAUACAUUGUAACUAUUUUCCUUGUCAGAAACAGGUAAUAAACCAGAGCCAUUAAGGCUACAUAAAAUACAAACAUACUGUGAUUUUUCUGAUUUAAUAAAGGGGUAAUCUGAUUAAUACUAAGCACCUUAAUAUGUAAACACAAUGAAGGUUAUAAACCUGGAUGUACAUUAUAGGAAGAAAAA
This is a messenger RNA of Xenopus laevis (African clawed frog), 1686 nucleotides long. RefSeq names its product beta-1,3-glucuronyltransferase 2 S homeolog (gene b3gat2.S). Gene Ontology annotation, cellular component: endomembrane system; Golgi membrane; membrane. NCBI's taxonomy places the organism in Eukaryota, Metazoa, Chordata, Amphibia, Anura, Pipidae. Gene Ontology annotation, molecular function: galactosylgalactosylxylosylprotein 3-beta-glucuronosyltransferase activity. Gene Ontology annotation, biological process: chondroitin sulfate proteoglycan biosynthetic process; carbohydrate metabolic process. The record is from RefSeq and is marked provisional.